This is a messenger RNA of Triticum aestivum (bread wheat), 6476 nucleotides long. RefSeq lists its product as uncharacterized. Gene Ontology annotation, biological process: negative regulation of translation; defense response to other organism. Lineage: Eukaryota; Viridiplantae; Streptophyta; Magnoliopsida; Poales; Poaceae. The record is from RefSeq and is a predicted model, not a curated record. Gene Ontology annotation, molecular function: rRNA N-glycosylase activity; ADP binding. Bases 44 to 6151 code for a protein of 2035 amino acids. The transcript has 7 exons.
CAUACUUAACGUCUUCAUCUUGCACCUCUCCUCGUUUAUAUGUAUGCAACCCGAACCAGCUGAUCCAGUCUCAUCUUCUUGCGCAUCUCUUCUACGUGGACAUUUCUUGAGUAGCUACAGCCUUUUAUUUUUGAAAUGUUUCAGUAGCUAUAGCUGGAUCCUCGAAGAGAUCUUCCAGGUAGUGGGGAUGGAUGAGCGUCCAAGGGUUGUGGACGUGUACAUGCACCUCGAUUGCUAUAGUUACAAGGCAUGCAUCGAAACUCUUCGUGCGCAGCUCGCCAAGCACCCAGAACACGAGGGCAACAUCUCCGACUACGGUGACUGGAUCAAAGAUCAUCCUCUGCUCCCCACGGAAGAAUCCUGUCAGCCGAAGAGGUUGAUGCACGUUCAUUUAAUAACGGAGGCGACAAGGAAGACAACCCUGGCCAUCCGGGAUGACAACAUGUACCUGAUUGGUUUCAGUAACGGGAGUGGGAAGUGGUACGAGUUCGGUGUGAACAAUGGCAAACAGGUGCCCUUCCUAACCGAGUCCACCUUUUUAGGGUGCGAGUCUGACUAUGGAUCCUUACUUGCCGGCAAGGGGAAUGAGGCCAAUAGGUGCCUGGGUGGAGUGAAGCUGGGGUUAAGACGUGCGCAACAAGCCGCGUGUCACCUGUCGUCCUACAACCAGGGGGCGGACGCAAUUGCUGGCACAGAAACCAAAAAACAUUUGCUGUGCUUGAUUAUUAUGAUCAGCGAGGGUGCUCGGAUGUUUCCGCACUACGACAGAGUCAUAGAUGGUCGGAGCACAGAGAUAUUUCUCGACGAUCGCGAGGUAAAACUUGUGAAUGAAUGGAGCAGCAUUUCAAAGGCAAUGAUAACGGCCAAGUAUUCCAAAACUCUGACAGAUCUGCAGAUUGAGGACCUAACCAGCGCAUGCCGUGUAGUUUGCCUGCUGAAAAAGUCAUCACAGCUGAAGAAAGCCCAAGAAAAGCAGCAGCUUCCGUCAUCAGAACAUGGCCAGGAAAAAGGAUCCCGGGGGCGGGGGCGGGGCCGGGGCCGGGGCGAUGGCCGUAAAGGUGGACGUGGAGGCCGCCAUGUCCCGAAGGAGUCAAAGGACCAGGAGCCACCGAAAUCAGAACAUGGCACACGGCAACAGCAGCAGGACGAGGAGGAGGCGCCCCUGACUUCUCCAGAACAAGGCCCACCGCAGCAGGAGGUGGGGGAGCAGGAGCAGGAGGGGGUGUUAAGGGAGGAAGAAGAGGAAGAUGAGCAGGAGCAGGAGCAGGAAUAUGACGACGAGGAUGGCGAUGACAACCACAACGAUGAUGAUGAUGAUGAUGAUGAUGAUGAUGAUGAUGAUGAUGAUGAUGAUGAUGAUGAUGGGCAAUUCCUGAUGGAGGUGUUUUCUGUGCGUGCCAACUCAGGCUUGGUCAGCAACAUCGCCGUCUUCGACGGGAAACGCGGCCAGAUCAUCUACAACCACGACGGACAAGGAGACGCUACAAUCGACUCUGAGGAUACUAAUUUGCAACUGACUGGACCAUAUAGAGCCAUCUCAGCUGAUGGACGCGUCGCUAUUCAAGUUACCAGCAUCCCCGCAACAGAUGCCUCUGACCAAUCCAGCAGUGUGCAAUGGGCCACCCUGUGGGACGGCUACGCCGACGACGCUGUGCAUGACAAGCUCUUGAUGGAGACCAUCGCCACAGGGACCAGCACGAAGGCGGUGGUGACCUACGUGGUGCUGAGCAACGCCAUAGAGGCCACCGUGCAGGUCCAGCUGAAGCUGAAUACAGUCACAACCGACGGGGUCCGCAUCAACGGCCAAAUCACCGCAAAAAUCGAACAAUUCAGCGACGAGAGCGUACUCUUCAGACAUCCUCAUAACGAAGAAGUGGAGUUACUCCCCUCGUCCGAUGGCUUAACAAUUCCUGUUCCACUGGCAAGGUCUGUCGUUGCGGUGCCACUCUACUCACCGCUCGUGGUAAAUGUCAAGCUUUACGUGGCAAUUUCUCCCAACCAUAAGGAUAUGGUAUUCUAUGAAAAAAAUCUUGUUUUCGACCCCCGUACGAUCUCGGACAAGAUCGAAUGGCCCGGUGUGCUUGUUCAAGUGACGAUCACCUCGGAGGACAUCCAACAUCCCCAAGAACGAAGCAACGCAACACCCGUUGCAGCACCAUCGACAAGCACUCCUUUGCAGCCUACGACUUCGGUUCCAGACAACCCACCAAGUAUACUAAAUACUACUACAGGCAAAGAUCCCAGACCCUCGAGUGUUAAUGAAGGCAUGUUGAUCGACACAGCAGAGGAUGGGCCAAAAUCUGAGGGUUUGUCACCGAUGCCUUUGGACCGGAGUACAGUCACUCAGAAUUAUCAAGAGGGAGGAAAGGCAUCCAUUGAGAUACAAGAAGCACCUGACACAGCCAUUGAUACUACGGCACCCACAACUCCAGCACCAGUUGUGAGCUACAUCCCUAAAGCUACAACCAGGACAGAAUGGAAGGGGGACCUGCUGGUUGAGGUUGCCUUGGUCAAGUGCGUGUUGGAGGGUGCACUGACAAAGGCCAAGUCAACGAUCGCAAAGGAGACAAAACUGCAGCAGAGGGCACUGCGUGACCUGACCUUCAUCAUUGGCGAGUUACAGAACAUGAAGUCCUCGCUCGACGUCGUGAACGAAGAAAGCGUCAAGAACAGUCUAGUGAAGUCCUGGGUGAUGCAGAUUGAGGAACUAGCCUACUACGUGGAUGGCCGCAUGGAACUUAUUCUGGAGAUGGACAAGGAGUCCGGACGGUUGCGUCGUCGGUUGUUUCGUCACUUGUCGGAGAUGGUCCCGACAGUUGCUCGUCGGUUGUUUCCUCACUGGUCGGAGAUGGUCCCGACAGUUGCUCGUCGGUUGUUUCCUCACUUGUCGGAGAUGGUCCCGACGGUUCCUCGUCGGUUGCGCUGCAUGUCUCGGACGACGCUGCGACUUAAGGACGGAAUCGCGGAGAUAAAGCUGCUCAAGGGUAUGAUCGAAGACGUGAGCAGGAGGAACGCACCCAACAGCCUCGCGGGCCUCUUCAGAGUCGUCUCUAGUUCCAACAACAAGACAGACGGCGUGCAGCAACAGCAGACCGUGCGCACUGUAACAGUCGUCAAUGGCGCACCAGAGCUCUAUAUGCUACUAGAGGGAAGUGAUGCGACCACAACGCAGCAAGGCGACCUCACCCAGUUGCUUACCAAGAGAGAUGACGACCUUCAAGUCAUCUCACUGUGUACAAGAGGCGAUUUUGGGAGUAUAUCCAUCAUCAGGAAGUCCUACAGUGACCCCCAAGUCUGCCAUAAUUUCGGAUGCCGCGCCUGGGUGAAGCUCACGCAGCCUUUUAAUCCCCAAGAGUUCGUCCGGUGCUUGAUGUCCCAGUUCUACACAAACAAUUGCGAAGAAGAGGGUUUAAUCACAGGCAUGGAAGUACUAAUGAAGAUGGAAGAACUAAUGAAGAUGGAAGAUAAAGCUACUCAUGUUAUGAAAGGUGGUCUGUUAGAAGAGUUCGCUCAAAAAGUCAGCAAUAAAAGGUAUCUGGUUGUCCUGGAGGACCUGUCCACGAUGCCAGAGUGGGAUGCUAUCAGAACAUUCCUUCCAGACAGGAAGAAUGGCAGCACAAUCAUCGUGUCGUCGCAGAAAUUUGAAGUAGCAAGCUUGUGCGUAGGACAGCCACACCAAGUAUUCGAUCUGAUGCAGUUACCUACUAAGCACGCUGUUCAUGCCUUCCUCAAGGGUCGUCGGACUGGUGAUAGAUAUGAAGGUGGCCUUCCUGUUUCUUCUACCGACAAAACCCUCCGCCCAGAAAAGGAUGCAGCCAGUGACUUGAUGCAUAGAUAUUCCCUAGUUGGACGUGAGACAGAAAUGGGUGAACUUGGUAAAUAUCUAGCUGAGGCACGUUUGAACUCUUCCCCGGUUGUUAUGUCCGUGUGGGGGAUGCCAGGCGUUGGUAAAUCAGCUCUGGUCAGACGCCUGUACCGCAACGAAAUGCUUGAUCGCCGCCGCCUAUUUGAGAAGUACAGAUGGGUGGAUGUAUCUCAUCCUUUCAGUUUAAGAGAUUUCUCUCGGAGCUUACUGAAGGAUUUUCAUCCAGAAAGAGACCCCAUUCAAGAGUGUCAGCAGCUUUUGGUGCAAUAUCAAUGCCUCAUUGUUAUUGAUGAUCUCCAGACCAAAGAAGAAUGGGAUCUGAUACGAGCUGCCUUGCUAUCUACACCCUGUCAGAGUGUUAUCAUUGUGAUUACGACGGAAGCAAGCACCGCCACAUAUUGUGCACAUGACCCAGAGGUCGUGUAUAAUGUCAAGGGUUUAGAAGACGAUGCGGCCUAUGAUCUCUUUACAGAGAAGUGUUCAUCACUUCAUCAAAAUAAUGAAGUGGUACGUCACGAUCCGGCAGUGGUACGAGAACUUAUUCUUAAAUGUGGCGGACUUCCUAAAGUAAUCGUUGCUAUAGCUGUUUUGUUGAGUACCAAGACAAUCAGUUGGAUGGAAACUGCGAAAAUUCUCAAUGAUAAAUUUAUGAAACAUUUAGAGGCCAACCCGGAGUUUGAUGGACUAGAGAAACUAUUCAGUUGGAUGCGUUCCAGCUUCUAUACAGGCCCAGAUAUUCUCAAGCCAUGUAUUUUCUACCUGCCAAUCUUUCCUGGAAACUACAUUAUUCGUCGGAGGCGACUAAUAAGGCGGUGGAUUGCAGAGGGUUACUCCAAGGACAUCAAUGAAAGAUCAGCAGAGGAGGAAGGAGAGAAUUUAUUCUCCAUGCUCCUUGAUCUGAGCAUAGUCCAGCAAGUACCACAGUCAGUCAGCAUUGUAUUCAAUGACAGUAAGAUGGUCUUGUGCCAGGUCAACAGUUUUAUCCAUGAGUACAUUAUCUCACGGCAAAUGGAAGAGAACCAUGUAUUUGUGCUGGGGGGUAGUAGUACCCUGACAACUGAACGCACAGGGCGUCAUCUUGUCAUAUUGGAGUCUUGGGACAGAGACAAAGAUGUAUUUCAGCGCAUUGAUUUCUCACGGCUGCGGUCGAUGACUGUGUUUGGAAAGUGGGAAUCAUUCUUCUCGCUCACAAUGUUUGGAAAGUCGAUUCAGGUUCUUGAUCUGGAGGGUGUAUCUGGUUUGAAGGAUGAAGAUCUUUUUAAGAUAGUGAAGCGGCUGCGCAGCCUCAAGUUUCUCUCCUUUCGAGGAUGCAGUGACAUCCACCAUCUACCAAGUUCGUUAGGUGAUCUGAGGCAUCUGCAGACUUUGGAUGCCAGAUACACCUCCAUAGUGUCACUGCCUGCAAGCAUCACCAAGUUACAGAUGCUGCAGUAUAUCCGUGUCGGCACCAGGUCAUCCAGCAGGUUGCCAGAGCCCCGCAGACGUCGUUGUGUAUUUGGUGUUGUGGUGCCUAGAGGGAUUGGAAAAUUGACAGCGGUGCACACGCUCGGUGUUGUCAAUGUCAGCGCUUCAGGAGGGAAGGCCAUUGUGGAAGAACUCAAGAAGCUCACCCAGUUGCGCAAGCUCGGGGUGUCCGGCAUCAACAGGAAGAACGGGAAACGGUUCAUCUCUGCAAUCUCAGGUCAUGUCCAUCUAGAAUCCUUGUCAGUGUGGCUCGAAAAAAAUAACGAAAGCUGCCUGGAUGACGUCCUCUUGCCUUGGGAGAACCUUCGGAGCGUGAAACUGUAUGGGCUUGGAAAAAUGUUGCCAGCACCAGGGAGGCAUCUUAGCUGGGUCAAGCUCAGGAAGUUGGAAUUGGAGAUGGCCAUUUUAACAGAAGACAGCAUGAGAUUCCUAAGCUCGCUACCACAACUAUGCAUUCUUCGUAUCAAGCUGCUUCAUAACCACGAGCUCCAUUUCCGUGUUAUGGUGCCUGGAGAAGAGGAAGAUUCUUAUAAAAAGGUCAAGGUCCUCCAGAUUGGUUGCGGUUUGAGCAACAGCAGAUUAGAUGUGACUUUCGGUUCAAAAGCAAUGAGAAAACUUGAGCUGCUCAAGAUUGACUGCUUCAGUGGGUCACCGGUAUACAAGUUCACUGGCCUAGGGAAUCUAGGAGAACUGAAGCAAGUCUUACUACCUGGCAAUUCCCACGCCCAAGCACUAAAAGAGCAACUUGAGAGCCAGUUUGCCGAGCAUCCAAACUUAGUGAAACCUGUUGUGAAGCUGGAAGAACCACCACUCUCGUCCUGAAGUAUCAUCGUCUCUGUUUUUUCUUUUUUUCCUAAGUGUUUUUCUAUCUACCACUGCUAACUCUACCCAGUCCUUGCAAUCCUUACUUGGUUUGUGUAACUGUCAUGUGGGGGGCGACCCACAUCAGGGGCCAGCCCAAGUGCAAGUUUAAAUACUACGCAGUACGAAUUGGAGAUGGUAAGGUUUCGUCCCGUAGAAGGUUUUCCCUGCUAUUUCCAAGUUUGUACAAGUUUGCUUCUAAUUCCAUUAGUAUGGCUUAGCCUCCAAGUUGUAAUUAUUUAUAUGCUAUUUAUAGCACUUCUAGUCGUGGAACAAAGCAAACAGA